GGCGUCCUGUCGGCACGCGCAGAAAGCACGGAGCAGCUGCAGCGGCGAGAAGGAGCGCGGCGCUUUCCACACCGCAUCAUAUUCACUCUUUACAAAAAAUAAUACACUCGUCACGUAUCGUCUUCUAACCGAGACAUUCAUUUAAAGCCAAAAUGGUGGACCGCGAGCAGCUGGUUCAGAAAGCCAGGUUGGCCGAACAGGCUGAGAGAUAUGACGAUAUGGCAGCUGCCAUGAAAUCGGUGACGGAGCUGAAUGAGGCCUUGUCCAACGAAGAGCGCAACCUGCUCUCGGUGGCCUACAAGAACGUGGUGGGUGCACGACGCUCGUCAUGGCGUGUCGUCUCCAGCAUCGAGCAGAAGACUUCAGCCGAUGGCAAUGAGAAGAAGAUUGAGAUGGUGCGUGCCUAUCGCGAGAAGAUCGAGAAGGAGCUAGAGGCCGUCUGCCAGGAUGUGCUCAACCUGCUGGACAACUUCUUGAUCAAGAACUGCAGUGAGGCACAGCACGAGAGUAAGGUCUUCUACCUGAAGAUGAAGGGCGACUACUACCGCUACCUGGCUGAAGUAGCUACCGGGGAGAAGCGUGCCGCCGUGGUCGAGUCUUCCGAGAAGGCAUACAGCGAGGCACACGAGAUCAGCAAGGAGCACAUGCAGCCCACGCACCCCAUCCGUCUCGGCCUGGCGCUCAACUACUCCGUGUUCUACUACGAGAUCCAGAACGCACCCGAGCAGGCAUGCCAUCUGGCCAAGACGGCUUUUGACGACGCCAUCGCCGAGUUGGACACGCUCAACGAGGACUCCUACAAAGACUCAACCCUCAUCAUGCAGCUGCUGCGAGACAACUUGACACUCUGGACAAGCGACCAGCAGGACGACGAAGGCGGCGAGGGCAACAAUUAAAAACAGAGAGAGAGGGAGAGCGACGGAGAGGCAGAAGAGGAGAAGACCCUCAAGAAUUACCCGUUUCCUAGCCGUAACACACAAGAAAACACGCCUGCUCACAAAAUAAAAGAAAAAUAAAAAGAAAAAUUAAAAGCGUAAGUGAAAACAUUUUACGAAAAAGGGGGGCCUGGUGGAAUGCUGGCAGCCAUGUUCACUAAUGGUACAACCGCAUAAUGCAGUUCUCUUUGAUUUUUCAGAAAAUUAGACGGAUAAAUAUAUAAUAGUGAGGAAAAAAAAGCUGAGGUUAAAAUUAAAAAUAAUUUUAAAAAAUCCCCUCGGUUUGCCAAAACAGUACUUUGAGGAAUAAAGUCAGUAAGUUGACUAGGGUUGACUAGGGUUGAAACACACCCCAAAAACACUGGCGUAGGGACUGUUCUUGCAGUGAAACAUGUUGUCAAGCUGCUUAUUUGUAAGUGUGCAGUAAGGGUUUAGGAACUGUCAGGGGAAGACAUGUUAAAGCUUGAGCAAGAAAAUAAAAAAAGGCAAAAAAAUAAUACAUGGAGUUAAAAAAAAACAAACAAACUUGAAUGUCAUAGCCUCGCAAAAGUAAGAGUUUGCAGACAGGCUCCUGAGGGUGUGAAAGGAUGUUGUUCUUUUUCUUUGGGGGGGGGGUUCUUUCUGUUUAAACGUAUUCGUGGAUACUGAUGUGCACUCAACAGUCAGUCAGCCAUUACUCUACAGCCGACAUGGCGAUUCGAAACCAUACCGAUUGAAGCAUCACUGUGGUUACAUGCUGCAGGUUUAUAAUCAAGAAACAGUAGUUUAGGGAUACAGUAACCAAGUCUGGUUGUCUAACCAUUAAAUACAAUGCUGUUUCCAUUGAUAGCUAAAAACAAAUCGUCGUCCUUUCAGUGAAAACUGUUCUUAUUAUCAUUAUUAUUAUUAUUAUUAUUAUUAUUGAUAUAGUCUGGACGUUAAAGGUGUCAAGGGUGACCUGCACUAUAAAAACAUAGGUUCGAUUCAAUAUCAUUACAAUAUAGUACCAAAAAACCACAACUUCUUUCUCUCGAUAUAUAAUCUUAAACUCGUAAUGAUGCUAACCCUAAAAAUGCAAACUGUCCUAGCAAAGUAAUAUAGUAAAAAUAAAUAAAUAAAUAAAAAAAAUCCCUGCGCUUUAAUCCUGAAAAUUUGAAUUCUACUUGGAUCCCUGUCGCGAUACACUGAAUGGAAUCAACUGGAACCGUUGGCUGUUUUUCCUUUGUCCAUGGACUGAAAUUAAGAGACACUGGCAAAUGUCAAAAAACGGGAGAUGAUCUUAAAGCAGCUUUGAGGUUUGUGGUAUUCUUUUCUUCUUUUCUUUUUUUUUUUUUUUUUUUGUUUACUUUUUUAAUUUACAAAAAAAAAAAAUGCACUUGCCUAUUAUACUGUUUCUCAGUGUAAGAUGAUUACUGCUCCAAUAUUCUUGAUAAUACAAUAUUGUGCAUGCUGGUGAUGUAUUUAUAUACAGUAGCUUGACUUUAUUAACUUAAAAAAAUAAAAAAAAUAAAAAACCUGUAGAUGUUAUGUAUUCAUAGGAACAAGAAAUGACUAGACUUCAAUCUGAUUAUUAUUUUCUAUUUAUUAAUUUAUAUUGGAUUGUUUAAAUUUAUUAUGAUUUUUUUUUUUUUCAUCUAUAUUCGUUUUUGUUUUGUUUUUUUGCUGAAGUAAUGCGACGCCAAAACGGUGAAUCAUAAACUUAUGCUAUAGUGACAUGCAAUUCUUGUUUUGGGGUUUUAUUAAACAAAGACGUGGAAAGACAAAAAAAAAAGGACAGAAACACCACUGUUAGCUUAACACUCUCUGUCCGGUGUUUUGUGGCGAAAAUCAAAGAUCACGUUGUAAAUCUAUUUGUUGUUCUUACAAUGGCCUUUCCUUUUGUGCUUUUUUUUCCUCUGUCACAUUAUACAGUGAGAUGUUUAAAAAAACAAAAAAAACAAACAAAAAACAGUGUUUAUCAGUUCUUCGGAAAACUGCAUUUCUGUAAGGAAUUCACUCACGGACCAUGAUAUCCUCUUUCUGUCUUUUUUUUAUUUUUAUUUUUUACUUUUAGCUGUCUCUCCUGAUAUCGUAAAUGUGAGUCAUGUAGCGGAUGCACACGAGAAAAAUAACAAUAAUAAUAAUGAUGAUAAUAAAAAUGAAUUAAAACAUCACAA
Messenger RNA from Hemibagrus wyckioides, 3070 nucleotides. It is a transcript of the gene ywhag1, whose product is annotated as 3-monooxygenase/tryptophan 5-monooxygenase activation protein, gamma polypeptide 1. The record is from RefSeq and is a predicted model, not a curated record. Gene Ontology annotation, biological process: signal transduction. NCBI's taxonomy places the organism in Eukaryota, Metazoa, Chordata, Actinopteri, Siluriformes, Bagridae. Gene Ontology annotation, molecular function: protein kinase C binding. Bases 153 to 896 code for a protein of 247 amino acids. The transcript has 2 exons. Gene Ontology annotation, cellular component: cytoplasm.